GUUUAGGUCCAGACGAGUCGGCCGCUGCUUCGGGAAGGCACGGCCCCCAUGCAGCUUUGGUCUGGAACCUUCCGCACCUGGGCAUUUGGCACCCUGCCCAACUGCCCAACUUGCGUAUUGAAACGCUUACUCGCUUGCGCUGAAGCUUUCAGGCCCACCGCGACUUGUUGCCAUCCUUCUCCACACGCCUUCGGGUAGCACCUAUCGCACUAUCGGAAAUGGCCACCGACGAGGUCAUGGCGUCGCCCGUGGCGGAGGGCGAUACUACCGUGGAUCAGCCUGAGGUUGUUGGCGAGCCCAUGCAGGAGGACGACCUGGACUUUGCCGAUGAGGUUGGAAAGGAAGUGAAGCUGACGGAUGACGGCGGCUGUGUCAAGAAGAUCCUGGCGGUGGGCGAGGGCUGGGAGAGCCCCGAGAAGGGAGACGAGGUGACCGUCCACUACGUGGGCACGCUGGAGGACGGCACCAAGUUCGACAGCAGCCGCGACCGCGACCAGCCCUUCGUGUUCACACUGGGAGAGGGCCGCGUGAUCAAGGGCUGGGACACGGGCGUGGCCACCAUGAAGCGCGGCGAGAAGGCGCUGCUGAUCUGCCAGCCCGACUACGCCUACGGCGCGCAGGGCAGCCCGCCCAAGAUCCCGCCCAACGCCACCCUGCACUUCGAGGUGGAGCUGCUGUCGUGGCGCAGUGUGAAGGACAUUGUGGGCGACGGCGGCAUCAUCAAGUCGGUGACGGCGGAGGGCAGCGGCUGGGAGCAGUGCCAGGACCUGUUCGAGGCCAAGGUGUCGUACAGUGCACGUGUGGCCGGCGCCGAGGCGCCCUUCGCCUCCGCCGAGGCCGUGACCUUCACGGUGUCGGAGGGGCUGCUGGUGCCGGCGGUGCGGGUGGCGGUCAAGACCAUGAAGCGCGGGGAGAGGGUGCAGCUCAAGGUCAAGCCCGAGUACGGCUUCGGCGCCGCCGGCAGCUCCGAGUACGGCGUGCCGCCCGGCGCUGACCUGGAGAUCGAGCUGACCCUGCUGGGCUGGAACAACGUUGAGUACUGCAACAAUGAGAACACGGUGGUGAAGAAGACGCUGGUGGAGUGUGACAACGAGUACCGCCGACCCAACGAGGGCGCCAGCGUCACUCUGCGCGUCACAGGCAAGGUGCUGCCUGACGGGCCGGUGUUCAUGAAGCACGGCGAGGGCAGCGAGCUGCGCUUCGUCACUGAGGAGGAGCAGGUGCCGGAGGGUCUGGAGCUGGCUGUGAUGAAGAUGAAGAAGGGCGAGACCGCCGUCGUCACCGUCAACGACCCCGCGUACGGCUACGGCGACAAGCCGCGCACGGUGUCUGUGGAGGGCUCGGAGGUGGAGGUGCCGGCGGGCAGCCGCCUGCAGUUCGAGGUGGACCUGGUUGACUUCACCAACGCCAAGGAGACUUGGGAGAUGAGCGACAUUGAGAAGGCCCACGCCGCCAAGCAGCGCAAGGACAAGGGCAACGCCUUCUUCAAGAGCGGCAAGCUGGCCCGCGCGCAGUCGUGCUGGGACCGCGCCGUGGCGGCGGUGUCGUACGACAAGAGCUUCCCGGAUGAGGCCAAGGCCAUCGGCAAGGAGGUGAAGCGCAGCUGCUGGCUGAACCUGGCGGCCCUGGACCUGAAGCGGGCGCACUGGAAGGACGCCGUCAAGCACUGCACCAGCGUCCUGGACAUCGACCCCACCUCUGUCAAGGCGCUGUACCGGCGGGCGCAGGCGCACAUGGGCAUGGCUGACUUCUUCGAGGCGGAGCAGGACGUGAAGCGCGCUCUGGAGCUGGAGCCGGACAGCGCCGACGUGCUGGCGCUGCAGCGGCGGCUCAAGGCGGCGCAGCGCGAGCAGAACAAGAAGGAGGCAAAGCUCUACUCCAAGAUGUUUGCAGCGCCCAAGGUGGCGGCGGUGGCGGCUGCACCGGCGGCGGCUGCGCCGGCGGUGGUGCCGGACGGCGGCGCGGAGGCGGAGAAGGGGACGGAGGCGGAGGCGGCGCCUGCGGCGCCCGAGGUGGUGGCGUCGGCUUGAAGCGGUGCUGUCAAGGGCACCGGGGCUGCGCCAUUGCAACCCCGAGGGCGCGUGCGUAGGAGUGGAUGGGCAUGUGAUUGUUGAGCUGUGCAGAUAGGGGAGGGAGCGUGGGUGUGCGGGAGGCGUGGCCGCUGGGCGCUAGACCGUAGCUCGGUGGGGCUCGGGGGGAGCAGCACGCAGGGAGGUACAGGGGGGGGGGUUGGCACGCGUGCGGAGACAGAUGCAUGAUUUUUUACCAAAGGCCCCCAACAUAGAGGCGUGUGCUUAGUAGGCGCCCGCGUCCAGGUGGCUGGGUUGAUAACGACCCGGGAUCAGCCCUUUUCCUGCCUCCCUAAGGCAGCCACCUCCUUGUUUACCCUGGCCUUUCCGUACGUUCAUUUUCCAAAUUUUUUGUUGCAUGCGAGAGCCGUUGCUCAAACCCUUUUGGGCCGUAGAUUGCCGCCGCUGGUAAAUGCGCUAGGGUGGAUUGCCUGAAGCAGACAGAGUGGUGUGCGACAGAACUAGAGGCCCCGGAAAAGAGCAGGAGUGAGCUUAGGGUGGUGGGCAACUAGGUGAGGGACCUCAGGGUUCAGCGGAGCAAGUGUUUGCUGCGUUUGGAGCAGUGGAGGCGUUCGGAACAUACAGUCCCUUGUCGCUUGUCUUUUCACCAUUUGAGAUACGAGCCAAGAUGAAUGGGGAUUUGUGGAGGUUAGGCAUCGUGACGGACUGCUUGCGCGAGCUGUAAGUGCGGGCUUAUUGCGUGGAGCCAGGGUGCUGGUCCCCUGGAAAGCAGUGACACGUGUUGCAUCCUGUCGUCGAGACACGCGUUUGCAUGUACGUACAUGGGGGGUCACAAUGUAGGCAAUGCGGUAAGGGCCGUUUGGCAGCACCACAGGAAGCAAGCACCUGCAGCUCUGUGCAACGCCCACCGAAACACCUACCGCU
Molecule: messenger RNA, 2954 nt
Organism: Chlamydomonas reinhardtii
Lineage: Eukaryota; Viridiplantae; Chlorophyta; Chlorophyceae; Chlamydomonadales; Chlamydomonadaceae
Exons: 17
Coding region: 219-2030 (603 amino acids)
Molecular function (GO): protein binding; peptidyl-prolyl cis-trans isomerase activity
Source: RefSeq, a predicted model, not a curated record